Alnus glutinosa is the source of this 744-nucleotide messenger RNA. Its product is annotated as triosephosphate isomerase, cytosolic-like. NCBI's taxonomy places the organism in Eukaryota, Viridiplantae, Streptophyta, Magnoliopsida, Fagales, Betulaceae. Gene Ontology annotation, cellular component: cytosol. The transcript is spliced from 2 exons. Gene Ontology annotation, molecular function: triose-phosphate isomerase activity. The record is from RefSeq and is a predicted model, not a curated record. The coding region runs from base 1 to 636 and encodes 211 amino acids. Gene Ontology annotation, biological process: glycolytic process; gluconeogenesis; glycerol catabolic process.
AUGCCGAACGAUGGCCAUCAUGAUCACGCAACUCACCUUGAGAACAAUGGCCAUAGUUUCUAUGGCGGUGGAUCUUCUUAUCAUGAAGGUGGUGCUUUUACUGGAGAGAUCAGUGCUGAGAUACUUGUCAAUUUGAGUAUUCCUUGGGUCAUCCUUGGUCAUUCUGAAAGAAGAUCUCUUUUGAGCGAGUCAAGUGAGUUUGUUGGAGACAAAGUUGCAUAUGCACUCUCUCAAGGCAUAAAAGUGAUUGCUUGUGUUGGAGAGACUCUUGAACAGCGAAAAUCAGGAUCUACAGUGGCUGUUGUUGCUGCACAAACAAAAGCAAUUGCAGAUAAGGUAUCAAAUUGGGAUAAUAUUGUUUUGGCUUAUGAGCCAGUUUGGGCCAUUGGAACUGGGAAGGUUGCAACCCCUGCUCAGGCUCAGGAAGUUCAUUGUGAGCUGAGGAAAUGGCUUCAUAACAAUGCUGGUGCUGGAGUUGCUGCAUCAACCACAAUUAUCUAUGGAGGUUCUGUAAAUGGAGCAAAUUGCAAAGAAUUGGCAACACAGCCAGAUGUGGAUGGAUUUUUGGUUGGUGGAGCUUCCCUUAAGCUGGAGUUCAUCGACAUUAUCAAGUCAGCCACAGUGAACAAGAAUUGAUUGAAAAUCAUUACCAUGUGUUGAUCUGGCAGCCUUUCUUGUUCCUUCUUGAAUGCUUAAUGGAAAAUUUGUGUUAUAAUUUUGUAAUUCAUGUCUGUCCUUGGAGAU